AUGUCAGCCAGCCUCUUCUCAGCCCACCAGCACCAGGGACUGCUGGAUGAGCUGCACGGUAGAGCGCCACAAGUGCCCUGCCCAGAGGGACUUCUGGGCACCUCGGUACUGGAUUUCAUGGCCGACCUCUCCCUGGGCACCCCCCAGGGACCCCUUCGAGCCAGAUCAGGCCUGGGGCUCUGCGAGGUCACCACCGGGCCUCCCUUUGGGGACAGAGCCCUGUCACUAAGGGAGGGCAUGGCCCGGGGGCUGCCCUUGGCUGUGUUCAGAGACGGAGAUCCCGAAGAUGAAGAAGAGGAGGAAGAUGAGAGGAUGCGCACCUCUCUCCUGGACAGACCCAGGAGAAAGCGGAUUAUCACCUAUGCCCAGCGCCAGGCUGCCAACAUACGGGAGAGGAAGAGGAUGUUCAACCUCAAUGAGGCGUUCGAUCAGCUGAGGAAGAAGGUGCCCACCUUCGCCUAUGAGAAGAGACUCUCUCGGAUAGAGACCUUACGCCUGGCCAUAGUGUACAUCUCCUUCAUGACAGAGCUCCUGGACGGAUGCAGCAGGCAAGAGGCAAGUUAG
Molecule: messenger RNA, 564 nt
Organism: Acanthisitta chloris (rifleman)
Lineage: Eukaryota; Metazoa; Chordata; Aves; Passeriformes; Acanthisittidae
Gene: FERD3L
Product: Fer3-like bHLH transcription factor
Exons: 1
Coding region: 1-564 (187 amino acids)
Biological process (GO): developmental process; regulation of transcription by RNA polymerase II
Molecular function (GO): RNA polymerase II transcription regulatory region sequence-specific DNA binding; protein dimerization activity; DNA-binding transcription factor activity, RNA polymerase II-specific
Source: RefSeq, a predicted model, not a curated record